AUGGUGGGACUCUCACUUGUCGUGUCGCUCGUGGCGGCCGCUGCGUCCGCCUUGGCCGCAGAUGCUCAGGACGAUAAAGUUGUCAAGACGAUCGUUCCCGGCGCGUACAUUUUCGAACUGGAGGCCGGCCAUGACCCUGCUGCUUUCGAGCAGACGGUUGGCAAGGAUGGUACGACCCGAAUGAAGCUCGACUAUGAGUUGUUCAAGGGCGUCUCGGUUCAAUUGCACGACGUCGACAAGGCUCACGAAAAGGCAGCCAAGCUGGCCGAUACACCGGCUGUCAAGGCUGUGUACCCGGUCCAGCUCUUCAACAUGCCCAAGCCCAAAGUCGAAUGGAUUGCCCAGGACGGCACCAAGGCGCCGGGUGGUCUCCUUUCCUCGAGGGCUGAUGAUGGCGCUGACACGUUUUCCCCUCAUGUCAUGACACAGGUGGACAAGCUCCGUGCAAAGGGAAUUACCGGCAAGGGCGUUAAGAUUGCCGUUGUUGAUACUGGUAUUGAUUACAAACACCCAGCUUUGGGUGGCUGCUUCGGCGAAGGCUGCCUGGUCGCCUUCGGAACAGACUUGGUCGGCGAUGCCUAUGACGGCUUCAACACGCCUCACCCUGAUCCCGACCCCAUGGACUGUGGUGGCCACGGUUCGCACGUUGCCGGCAUCGUCGCCGCCCAGCCCAACACGUACGGGUUCACUGGUGCCGCUCCUGGCGCGACCUUGGGGGCCUACCGUGUGUUUGGCUGCAAGGGUCAGGCUGGUAACGAUGUCCUGAUUGCAGCUUUCAACCAGGCUUAUCAGGAUGGUGCCAACAUCAUCACGGCAUCUAUUGGCGGGCCUAGCGGUUGGUCUGAGGAUCCAUGGGCUGAGGCUGUCUCCCGAAUCGUUGAUAAGGGCGUGCCUUGUACUGUUUCUGCGGGCAAUGAAGGUGCAGAAGGCAUCUUCUAUGCUAGCACUGCCGCCAACGGCCGUCGCGUCUCAGCCAUUGCUUCGUAUGACAAUGUCCAGACCCCUACUCUCAUCUACAGCUCCCAAUAUCAGGUAGACGGCGAUGCCGAUACCAAGUUUGGCUACGUCCCUUCUGAUCCUGCUAGCUGGGACGGCGUCACGCUGCCGGCAUGGUCCAACAGCCUCGACCCUACAAUCCCCGACGAUGGCUGCGACGCUUUCCCGGCCAACACGCCUGAUCUCAGCAAGUAUGUUGUUCUGAUCCGCCGGGGCUCUUGCUCUUUUGCGCAAAAGGUCAACAACGCCGUGGCCAAGGGUGCCAAGUACGUGAUUGUUUACAACAACAAUGCUGUCGGUGCCAUUCCGAUGGACCUUACGGGAGUCCCUGCUGGUUCCAUCAAGGCAGCAUCGAUGAUUGACGGCACGACUGGUGCAACAUUCAUCAAUGCUCUCAAGGAUGGCAAAAAGCUUACACUGAAGAUGGUGAGUCCUCAGAAGACGGACUCAGAGGUCAGCACUUCCAACAACACCGUUACUGGCGGCGCUCUGAGCACAUUUACCAGUUGGGGCCCGACUUGGGAAAUGGAUACUAAGCCUCAGUUUGGUGCUGUUGGCGGUAAUAUUCUUUCCACUUAUCCCCGAGCCUUGGGUAGUUAUGCUGUUCUCUCCGGAACAUCUAUGUCCUGCCCUCAGACUGCUGGUAUCAUCGCUCUGAUCCACGAGGUCCGCGGUACUUACGACCCUGAGCUGAUUCAGAAUUUGCUUUCUGCCAACGCUAACCCACAGCUGUUUAAUGACGGCACCAAAUUUUACGAUUUCUUGGCUCCCGUUCCGCAGCAAGGCGGUGGUCUAGUCCAGGCAUAUGAUGCAGCCUAUGCCACCACUCUUCUUUCGCCUUCCAGCUUGUCAUUCAACGACACGGACCACUUUGUCGAGACGCUCAGCUUUAAGCUUCAGAAUACCGACAGUAAGGGGAUUACUUACAAGAUCACCCAUACUCCCGCCAUGACGAUGUAUGCGUUGGGUGACGGUUCGCCCAGUGUUCAGCAGUUCCCGAAUGUGGCGGUCCAAGCCGUUGCCACUAUCAAGCUCAGCGAAACCAGCGUUACCCUCAACGGUGGCCAGUCCAAGUCUAUCAGUGUUUCCCCUACCCCCCCUCAGGGGCUGGAUGCCAAACGCCUUGCUCUUUGGUCUGGUUACAUUGUCAUUAACGGCACCGAUGGCACGUCUCUGUCUCUCCCCUACCAGGGACUUACCGGCUCCCUGCACAAUUCUGCGGUCCUAGGUGCUAAUAACACCUGGAUCUCCAAGUCGACCGACAAAAAGUCCAACCCGGUUCCGCCCAACUCGACUUUUGUGAUCCCCGCGCCGGGCAACGCCGGCUCCAACGACACUCUUCCCCAGCUCACUGUCGAAUUGUACCUUGGCUCUCGAAAGAUCCGCGCUGACAUUGUGCCUCUGACGACGUGCCCUCCUAAGAACUUGACGACUGAAUUCCAGGGCAUCAAGACUAUUGGCCAGCCGUACAACUUCCCUGCCCUCUGGGGAACUCGUGGUCUCAAUACCUUCCCCUGGGACGGACGUCUUGACUCUGGCAAUUACGCUCCUCCUGGCAAGUACAAGUUUGUUGUGCGUGCCCUGAGGAUCUUUGGCGACGAGAAGAAGAAGGACGAUUGGGACGUUAGCACGUCACCGGCUUUGCACAUUAAAUAUCAAUAA
Molecule: messenger RNA, 2658 nt
Organism: Metarhizium brunneum ARSEF 3297
Lineage: Eukaryota; Fungi; Ascomycota; Sordariomycetes; Hypocreales; Clavicipitaceae
Product: Minor extracellular protease vpr
Biological process (GO): proteolysis
Cellular component (GO): cell wall; membrane
Molecular function (GO): serine-type endopeptidase activity
Source: RefSeq, a predicted model, not a curated record